GCCGCGAAAAGCGAAGCAAACAAUCAUUAAGCAACAGGCAACUGCGCGACGUCGACUUCAACUGCGAGCAAUGCAAUCGAUCAGUAAAAAUUAAGAUUAUUGAAAUUAAAUCAUUUUCGAAGUGAUAUUCAGUUUGUCGUGUUGUUGUUAUUAUCGUUUCCUUCAUAUCGCAAUGAGUGGCGUGCUGCGACGCGGUUCCCUGAAUUUUGAUUGCGUUGGUAAUACCACACGGGGCAGCCUUGAUGCAAACCUUUAUGGCGGUUACCGCGAGACAAAGCCAACGCCAGGCACACCGGAAAUAAGUGUUAUUGCAAUGGAUUUUCGUCGCCAUUCGGAUGACUUGAAGAAGGUUGGCCUAAUGCCACUGCCCCCGGCAGUGGUGCAGUCAGCCAAGGAUCUUAGCCAAGAUGUGGACAGCGAUGUGCUGUCGAUCUUCCUGGGCCACUAUCGGAAAUGGAGUUUCCUUUGGACAUUCUUAUUGUGCUUGUUCCAGAUACCAACAACAUUUCAUUUGUUUAUGUUUGUUUUUCAGGUAACAAUGGAGCAAUCUCCAGGCGAAUUGUCGCCAAUGCUGCAGCCCAGCGACGAGGAUUUAGAGCUACUUCAAUCCAAGACUUUGGAGCAGCUAUUGGGUUGCAUAGGUCGCUGGCAGAAACUGUGGUGUCCCAUCUUAUCAUUUCUGCAGGCCAUCUGCACCUUCCACAUAUUCGUCUUUGUGUUUCAGACCGCACCCAAGGACUAUUGGUGUGCUAGGCCGGCACAUCUGCAGCAGCUCGACAUUGCGGAGUGGCGCAAUCUCAGCCAGAGCCCAAAUGGCUGUCAGCUGCUCGACAUUGACUACAGUCAGGUGACUUUUGAGAAUGGCCAGCUUAUUAAUUGGCCCAGCGACGUUGCCAACUUGAGCUACACACAAUGCCAGCAAUUUGAGUUCUCCGAUGUGGACGGCGACGCCAAGACAUUGGUGCAGGAAUUUGGCCUGGUUUGUGGCAACAACAUAACCAGCUUCGUUGAGAUGUGCUUUCUAAUGGGCGCCGCAGCGGGAGCUGUGCUUUCGGGAUGGAUUUCGGAUCGUUUUGGUCGCCGUCACACGCUGAUGACCUUUGUCACCAUACAAACCAUAUUUGGUGGAAUUUUGGCCUUCUCAACAUCGGUGGCCAUGUUCAUGUCGCUACGUGUUAUAAUUGGAUUCGCAUCAAUGACCGUGACUGUUGUUAGCUUCGUGCUGGUCGUCGAGCUGGUCUCCGGCAAAUGGCGUACUAUAAUCGGCAUAUUAAACAUUUUACCAGUUGCCAUCUCCUACGUCCUCUCAUCCGGCAUUGCCUAUCUCAUCCGAGACUGGCGCAUUCUCCAGCUGGUUAUAUCCUGGCCAUGGCUGGUCAUGUUGAGCAUCUGGUAUUGGUUGCCGGAAUCUCCACGCUGGCUGCUGGCUCAGGGUCGACUCGAGGAGCUAACUCGUUUGAUUGAGCAGGCGGCCAAGAUGAAUGGCACCACGCUGCCUAGUAACUAUCAAAAAACUCUCGAGGCAGCUGUACCAAUGGCUGCCCAGGUGAAGGACCCAUCGCAGACAGAAAUCGCCGGACAGGCGGAGGAGACGAAAGCUACAGACGUGGAGGAGGUCAAGACACAUGACUUGGAAAUACAUGUGAAUCCCAUUUUGGUCGUUUUUGGCCGCAAAUAUUGGCGUACUACAGUCCUUACUCUUGUUAUUUGGCUAACACUCAUCAUCAUCUAUUUCGGACUGACGCUGCAUCUGAGCAAUCUUGGAGGUAAUAUAUAUAUUAAUAGCGCCGUUGCUGGCGCUGUUGAGGCUCUUUCCAUUUGCAUCAGCAUUUUUGUGGUGCUCAAGGCGGGCAUAAGACGCAGCCUGCUGGGAUACAUGCUGCUGCCGGGUCUUUGUUGUCUGGCCACCAACUUGGUGCCCCACGGCGAGGACAAUCAGACGGGUGUCAUUGCUCUGGCUAUUAUAGCCAAAUGUUUGAUAGGUGCUAACAAUGCCAUCAUUCCCACCUACACGGCCAUGCAGUAUCCCACCAUUGUGCGCAACUUUGGCGUCGGCAUGGGCAACCUGGCGUCGGGCAUCGCUCUCAUUAUGGUGCCAUCCUUGUGGCAACUGGAACAUUACGACGCUUUGCUGCCGCUUAACAUUAUGGGAGUUUGUGGUAUCAUUGGAGCUGUUGCUAUUACUCUGAUGAAGGACGUUGAACUGUAAAAACUCUUCGCAUGCCUCGAUUCUUACACGUAUAACUGUGAUAUAUUGGACAUAUUGGUCAAUGGGCCCUCACAAAAUCAUGCUUCCUCCAUGUUCCCACACUCUCUGUCUCUCUAAUUAAUAUAUAGUUUGUUAUAUUUAUUCUUAUAAUUCAUUUCGAAUAUAAAUGCAGUU
Drosophila albomicans is the source of this 2383-nucleotide messenger RNA. RefSeq names its product organic cation transporter protein. Gene Ontology annotation, molecular function: transmembrane transporter activity. Bases 173 to 2209 code for a protein of 678 amino acids. Gene Ontology annotation, cellular component: membrane. The record is from RefSeq and is a predicted model, not a curated record. Gene Ontology annotation, biological process: transmembrane transport. The transcript has 7 exons. NCBI's taxonomy places the organism in Eukaryota, Metazoa, Arthropoda, Insecta, Diptera, Drosophilidae.